UAUAGACAUUAUAGUUAAUCCAGUUUUUUGUGAUCUCUGUUGAUGUAUAGUUUUCACGAAUCUAGAAAUAGAGUUAUACUGGACAGAAGACAAACAUUUUGCGUACUACUUUACUGCAACAAUAUGGGAGCAUGGGACACUAGCAUCUCGCCUCUCGAUGAGAAAACAUACAUUUUAUCGCAAUUUUUUUUAAGUUUAUGAUGUGCCCAAAAAUCGCUUCGCUUUUGUUUAUAAGUGCUACGUUGGCGUCGAAAAUGUUCGAAAGUGAUUUAAAUGUCAACGAUUUUUUGCGGACGGAUUUGAUGCCGACCUAUUUCAUUAUGAAACAGCCUGAUGCAAAUGGUUCUGUGACCCCGAGUGUUGUGAACUCUGUCAAUGGAUCGAUCGACGCAGCACUGACCACUCUCGAGUACCACAGAAAAAUGAUGAACGAAUACCGCUGCCGCAACUUCCUGGCCGAACAGAUCCUCGAAGAGAUGGGCAAGCCGGUACUGCAGAGCCGGCUCGGCACAGCUUUCGGCCAGAACAGCCUGACCCGUCGCUCGCAGGACCCGAGGACCAACGUCAUGUUCGACGUCGGCUCGGCUAACUAUCAGGACUGGCUUGCUAAAGUAGCAGCUUUAAACGACGUGUACCGACAAUACAACGCUGUAGCAGGCGCUGUACAUCCCAUCUCCAAUUCUUCGUUAGACCAACUGCAGACCAGGGACGGGUACGAGCUCUACGAGGGUGGUGAUGUCACGGGAUACCAGGAACAAGAGCACCCAGUUACCCAUGAUGUUGCGAAAUUUAGCGGUGCCUACGAAUACUCAAUGCCCCCUCCCCCGCCGCCGCUCUACCACCACCCCGCCGCCGUUCACGAAGAGUACGUGAUUGAAGACAAACACCACGGGCUGGGGCUAAGCGAUCUCUUUGACAUAUCGCUCACAGGCAUCGCCUUCUUGAGCUUCGGCAUGUUCGUGUUACAAGUGCUGAUGUGCAUCUGUUCGAAUCCUCAACCACCCCAAGUGAUGCAGAUGGUAGAUAGCAGCGGCGACUCCGUGAACGUCGACGAAGUAUUUCGUUUCAAGCGGGACGAAGAUUCUAGAAGUAAACGCGGUGAUUCUAAAAUCGCUACAGUCAAUACUCUGGCCAGAUAUGCGAUGAUAGCGCUAAAACCGCGCUCGACUCCUUGCCUAUACAGGGCGUUGUGUCUAGGGAAUGGAAGAGCAAGGAAUAUGCAGGAUGGUAACAAAUAUUGGUUGCCGAUUUGGAAUGCUGGAGUAGCAUGGACGCGCGGAAAAACGUUGGGUGCGUUGCGCGCGGCGGCGCUGGGACUGGGCGGCGCUGACUGCGAUGCGCUCUACCCGCCCGCCCACUGCUCCUGAACAUUACAUUACAAUAGCGUUAUGCUGGGCCAACGCUGAUUUUCUGCCACGAUAUAUGGUUUUGUCAUUUUGUUACUUUAAUUUAGUGACUAAAUUCGUUUUUAAUUACUUCUAUUUAGUGUUUAAAUUAGUUUUGAUUUUUUAUUUUAUUUAUUUAGAAACCAGUCAUACAAACGUAUCAAAAAUUCAAUACAAAAGAUGUACCACAACAAAAGGAAAAUACAACAAAAAGACCUGGAAGUUCAUAAAUUAUAAAUUAUGUUAACUGAAAUAAAUACAGUUAUAGCAAAUUUUUGUAUCACAUAGAAAAAUAACUGAUAUGUACUUAUGUACUAAAACAACUUACGUUGAACUAUAUUCUGAAUUCAGAAUUCUAAGCUGCAUUUGUCUUUAAAUAAGAGGGGUGAUCCAAAAGUAAUGAUAGUUCACAAUAAAACGACGUAUGUUUCUUUUAAGCUGUUCCUGGCUAGUAAAUAUUAUAUACAUAGAUCUGUUAGUGAGAUAAAUUCAUUUAUUCGUAAAUUGUAGAAAAAAUUAGGCUGCCAUACGUCAUAAUGGGUUUAAAUCGCCAGAAAACCCCCCCAUAUUCGGCAGAUCUAUCCCCCAGCUUUUAUUCCUUUCCACGGCUGGAGGAACAUCUUAGAAGCACCAAAUUGUUGGAUGGUAGCGACUAGCGAGGUAAAUGGCCGCUGUGAAUGCAUUUUCUAAAGAUCAACAAAAUAUUUUUUUAUUUUCACUAUUUUUUUAAUGAACAGAAGGUCUAGAGAAACGCAUCGUCUUUGUGAGUAUUUGAGUAAGCUUACUAAGAGAUUAGAUUGAAAAAUAAAAUAUGUUUUUAAACAUGUCAUGUGUUUCA
Molecule: messenger RNA, 2223 nt
Organism: Cydia pomonella (codling moth)
Lineage: Eukaryota; Metazoa; Arthropoda; Insecta; Lepidoptera; Tortricidae
Exons: 6
Coding region: 198-1367 (389 amino acids)
Source: RefSeq, a predicted model, not a curated record